Eubalaena glacialis (North Atlantic right whale) is the source of this 2459-nucleotide messenger RNA. RefSeq names its product zinc finger protein 770 (gene ZNF770). Bases 166 to 2247 code for a protein of 693 amino acids. The record is from RefSeq and is a predicted model, not a curated record. NCBI's taxonomy places the organism in Eukaryota, Metazoa, Chordata, Mammalia, Artiodactyla, Balaenidae. Gene Ontology annotation, molecular function: RNA polymerase II cis-regulatory region sequence-specific DNA binding; DNA-binding transcription factor activity. Gene Ontology annotation, biological process: regulation of transcription by RNA polymerase II. The transcript has 2 exons.
CGGCCCUGAGGACGUGUGCACGCUGCCUUCGCGGCUCCUGGGCCUUGAGAUGCGCGGCUCGCGGGCCCGUGCCAGCUCCAGGUGCGUGAGGAGGAUUUCAAGAACCCAGACAUCUGUGGAGUGUAAGAACACCAUGGAGCUCAUCAGAGUAUAUCACUGAAGAAUAUGAUGGCUGAAAACAAUUUGAAAAUGCUAAAGAUUCAACAGUGUGUAGUAGCCAACAAACUACCUAGAAACAGGCCAUAUAUUUGCAAUAUUUGCUUCAAGCAUUUUGAAACACCCUCAAAAUUAGCUAGGCAUUAUCUCAUUCAUACUGGUCAAAAGCCAUUUGAAUGUGAUGUGUGUCAUAAAACCUUUAGACAACUAGUUCAUCUGGAAAGACAUCAACUAACUCAUAAUCUGCCUUUUAAAUGUAGUAUUUGUCCACGCCACUUUAAGAAUCUGAAGACAUUCGUGAAGCACCAACAGCUUCACAAUGAAACUUACCAGAAUGAUGUUAAACAGGUCAGAAGACUGCUGGAGGCCAAGCAAGAAAAGCCAGUGUAUGGAAUGUAUCAUGCUCUUACCACAGAGGAGAGAUGGGCAUUACACCCGUGCUCCAAGUCUGAUCCUACACACAGCCCUACAAAGAAAAAAAAGAAUAUUCACGCGUGUACAAUCUGUGGCAAGCUGUUCCCAUCACAGUCAAAACUUGAUAGGCAUGCACUUAUUCAUACUGGUCAGAGGCCUUUUAAAUGUGUCCUGUGCAGUAAAUCUUUUCGACAGUCAACUCACUUAAAAAUCCACCAACUCACACAUUCAGAGGAAAGACCUUUUCAAUGUUGUUUUUGUCAAAAAGGAUUUAAGAUUCAAAGCAAACUUCUGAAGCAUAAACAAAUCCAUGCCAGGAAUAAGACUUUUCAGACUCUUUCAUUAAAGGUGAAGAGUCCAGAAUCAGGCCCCCUGCCUAAUAAAUUAAAUGCAAAGCAGGAUAGUUUUGAAAACGGUGAUAUACGUGAAUCUGAGGAGAAUAAUCAACUUGAUGUCCACUCUAUUUAUAUUGUCCCUUUUCAAUGUCCAGAGUGUGAAGAAUGUUUUGAAUCAGAGCAGAUUCUCAAUGGACAUAAGUGUUUUCCUGCCAGAAGUGGCAAAAUUCCAAGCAGGCUCAAAAGAAGCUACAACUAUAAAACCAUUGUUAAAAAAAUCUUGGCUAAGCUUAAACGUGCUGGGGGUAAAAAAUUAGAUAAUUUUCGAUCUGAGAAAAAAGUAUUUAAAAACAGUUUCUUGAAAAAUUGUGAUCUUAUUUCUGGUGAGCAGAGCCCUGAACAAACCCAGAGAACGUUUAUGGGUUCUCUUGGCAAGCACGGAACAUAUAAGACAGUUGGCAAUAAAAAGAAGAAAACGUUGACUUUGCCAUUUUCUUGGCAAAAGCACUUCCAGAGCCAAAAUAUGGGAAAAAACGUAAAAGGUAUUCUUACACCAGAGAACAUGUUAACUAUGGAUAAUUCUGUGAAUAAUAAAGAUGUAUCUAUCUAUGGUUCAUCAGGUGAGGAAUUCUUUGAAAACUGCGAAGUGCUUCAGUGUGGUUUUUCAGUUACAAAUGAAAACAUCUAUACUGGACAUAAGAUGUGUCCUUGUGACAAAUGUGAGAAAGUGUUUCCUUCCGUAUCUAAACUACAAAGACACUAUUUAAUUCAUACUGGACAGAGGCCUUUUGGCUGUAAUGUUUGUGGGAAAUCUUUUAGACAGUCAGCUCACUUGAAAAGACAUAAAUUAACUCAUAUUGAUAAGAUUCCAUAUAGAAAAUCUCUUUGCCAAGUAGAAUUGGAAAAUUUGAACAAACUUUUCAUUCAUCAAGGUGAUAAUGUUAACUAUAGUGCUUCCCAACAAUGUCAGACUCUUGGUUUUCAAAAAUACGAGGUCUCAGAGUCAGAUCAAACAUCAGAAAUAAAAGUUAAGGCAGAAUCAGAGGAUUUCAUUCUUGGUACCCCCUAUAGGAACAGGCAGCCCUGUCUCUCUAGUGCACUUCUGGAAUCAGAGCAGAGCCAUCAUAGUCAUUGUUGUAGUUAUUCAGGGCGUACUGAGAGGAACGAUGGCCUUCUUUACCAAUGCAGUGUUUGUUCUAAAAGUUUUAGAUCCCCAUCUAAGCUGGAAAGACACUAUCUAAUUCAUGCAGGGCAGAAGCCAUUCGAAUGCUCAGUUUGUGGCAAAACAUUCAGACAGGCUCCACACUGGAAGAGACAUCAACUUACUCACUUUAAGGAAUGACCACAAGAGAAAAUGGUUGUCUUAAAGUCAGUUAUGUAAUUGACAGACCCACUAACACAUGUGUGGUCUUUCUGGUGACCUUGCUCUUUAGCCUGUAUCACUUACAAUGUAUUUGUAUCAAAAGACCUGCAUUAGAUUGAAUGAUUUCGUAGGCGCUUGCUUGUCUGCAUAGUCAGAGGUAAGAUACAUAGAAAUGUAAUACGUUUUAGGAA